This is a messenger RNA of Neoarthrinium moseri, 678 nucleotides long. RefSeq lists its product as uncharacterized. Bases 1 to 678 code for a protein of 225 amino acids. The transcript has 3 exons. The record is from RefSeq and is a predicted model, not a curated record. Lineage: Eukaryota; Fungi; Ascomycota; Sordariomycetes; Amphisphaeriales; Apiosporaceae.
AUGUCCACGACAGCCCAAGAUCCCAUAGUUCAGGCGCUACAAGAUUACACGACAUGUGACGUCUCAGAUGCUCUGAUCAAGCUCAAAUACCGCAACGGCGGCUUCCUCUCCGGCCUGACUAUGUGGUCACCACAGCGGCAGGAUGGCGAGACAAAAAUCGUGGGCCCGGCUUACACAGUCAAAUACGUGGCUCUGUCCGAUCCGGCGCCGAAGUUAGCUACCCAUUACAUCGACUCGGUGCCACCCGGUGCUGUGGUAUUCGUCUCCUGCCCUCCAAAGACGCCCAACGCCGUCUACGGCGGCCUCAUGUCGGCGAGAGCGCAGUAUCUGGGUGCUGUCGGGUCUGUGAUUGACGGGCGUUUCCGGGACGUGCAAGAGCAGCGCGAGCUGGGCUAUCCCGUCUUUGCCCGGGACACAGGCACUGCGCCCCCCGCCGAAUUGCUCAAGGUCGUCGCGGUCGACGUCCCCGUGAAGCUGCAGACUGAUGAGCAGGACAUGGAGAUCAGACCCGGUGAUUACAUUAUAGGGGAUCUGAACGGAGUUGUGGUAUUGCCCAAGGAGUUGGCAGAGCAGGCGAUACCCCUAAUGCAGAAGCAGGUAGCAGCGGACGAGAAGAUGGCAGCGGAGAUCAAGAAGGGCAUGGGUUUCACUGAAGCAAGCAAGAAGUUCCGAUCAUAG